ACUCGCCUUCGCCUAGCAACCAAGGCUCAUAACCAAGAUGGCAGCCUCCUAUCCAUCGUGGAAGAAGUUUUCGAAGAGAAACUUUGUUGGUAUUGGAUGGAUGGCAAAUUAAACAGACUUAAAAUGAAUCUUAGAUUAAUGUACUAGCCUUGUAGUCUAAGGUGAAAAUGCAAUCUCGGGCGAGAUUACUGCUCGAAAAAGAGCUCUUUAAACUACAGAAACACAAAGUUUGGGGAAUUGAUACCAAACCAUUAAAUGAUGAUGACUUGUUUAUAUGGGAGGCUACCAUUAAAGGACCAAAAGACACGUUAUGGGAAGGAGGAAUAUUCAAGCUGUACCUUCAGUUUGACGAGGGCUUUAAUGACAUACCACCAAAAGUGUACUUCCAUACAAUACCCUUCCACCCAAAUGUUGACCCAGUGACUGGGAUCCCUUGCCUGGAUUUCCUGGACGACUAUGAUCAGUGGAAAGAGUAUUACUCCCUCAACUACAUCUUACUCAGUAUUCAGAUGAUGCUCUCAAAUCCUGUUCUCAAGGAUGCUGUGAAUGCUGAUGCGGCUCAAAUGUAUAGAUCAUCCCCUGGUGCCUACAGACAGCUGGUGCUAGAUAGCGUCUUGGCUAGUAAAAGAGUAGACGCUGGGUUACAACCACAUUUUACUGAUAAUGGAGACCUCACAAGAGCACAAAAACAACCUCAAAGCCUUGAAGAAGGUAGAAAACGUUCACAAAAAGUGGCAAAAGUAUCAUUUGAGGACUACUUCUCCAUGUGGAGUGGCAUGGCUACAACUAAGCCUGCCCCAAAAUCCAAGAACCCACUGAGUGAUAUUCUAAGAACAGACUCCAAGCUCCAAGCAGCACACUUUGGCUUGCAGCAACAUGAGCUGCAGGAGGAGAUAAGGAAACAGAUCACAGAGCACAAUGCGCUCAUGUAUGGCAAGUUCCAGGGCCCUAAAGGAGAAGACUUGGAUGAUCUUAAAGCCCAGAGAAUACAGUUAUUGAAGCAAGUGUAUCUUCCUAAGAACCCAGAUCGUUUGGUUGAUCAGUCGGCCGUCGCACCCUCCACACCCUCUAUAUCAGCAUCCAUGUCAGCAUCUGAUGCCGUGCGCGACAUCGAGCCGUCAGAUCACGAAGUAGAAGAACUUCUGGCUUGGUCUAGUAAUCUGAAGCUACACGAAGGCGCUUCUGCUGAGGCCUGAUGAUUGUAUACAAGGAUGGUGGAGGCAUAUGAAGGAGGAGGAAGAGGAUUGGGAAGCAGGGGUGAGGUUUAUGUCACCAGUUUCCAGGAGAACUUGAAGCAAUACUGUAGGAAGAUGAUAGAAGACCCACAGUGUAGCUCGCAUCACCUGGCUUAAAACAAUUGCAGAUGCUGUGCAAGAGAAGAUUCAAGUUAAUUAGUUGAAUUUGAAUAUUCCAUUGCUGUGGACCACAAGCCUCAACUCUGUAUAGAUCGCGAAGCAAAAAAUAAAAUAUUUUUCUUGGU
This is a messenger RNA of Nematostella vectensis (starlet sea anemone), 1480 nucleotides long. RefSeq names its product ubiquitin-conjugating enzyme E2 U. The transcript is spliced from 7 exons. Bases 168 to 1196 code for a protein of 342 amino acids. NCBI's taxonomy places the organism in Eukaryota, Metazoa, Cnidaria, Anthozoa, Actiniaria, Edwardsiidae. The record is from RefSeq and is a predicted model, not a curated record.